Rhopilema esculentum is the source of this 3353-nucleotide messenger RNA. RefSeq lists its product as uncharacterized. Gene Ontology annotation, cellular component: mitochondrion. Lineage: Eukaryota; Metazoa; Cnidaria; Scyphozoa; Rhizostomeae; Rhizostomatidae. The record is from RefSeq and is a predicted model, not a curated record.
UAAUGUCGGUUUUUAUUGAAAAUUGAUGGGAAUAUAUAACUAUUAAAGAUGUAAAAGGGAUCAAAGUCCAAUUCUUUAAGCAUGUGAUCAAUUUACAAAAUGAUGUAAUCACGUGAAAAAAAUGUGACCACAAAAACAUUACUGUCUCAAAAAGUUUUUUCCCCAUGAUUAAGAACAAUAGUUUCCAUGGACACAUGGCCUCUGAUUCACGUCCGAAACUCGUUCUCGUUUAAAAACUCAAGAAGGUGGAAGGUGGGAGAAUUAAAUUUUGAUCGUUACUUAGAAGUGCUCCGGAUCGAAAUCGUUUAAGAAAGCUUUUGUGGAUUAAUAUGGCUGCUCCGACCUUAAAGACACUUUGCAAUACACUGAAACAUGUCGAUAAAACUUGCUGUCAUGGACUUUUACGGGCCGCCGGAGGGCACAGCAGCGUUCGUGCCAGACCGCUAGGUUUAUCGGACUGGCCUAAAGGUACAUUGAGAACUGUCUCGACGUCAGAUUCAUCAAAACAAAGGUCAUUCUACAAUAAACAUAAUCUCAAUCUUCUUCAAAGAUUCACUGCUAUGGAAUCUAAAGUCCAGGAGUUAAAGGGGCGUGAAUUUAUGAAUUUAUCAGGACUCUCUAACUCCCCACCAACUUUAACCCCGGCCGUGGAUUCAAGCGCGACAUUUUAUUUCGACACGCACAAACUUGUGACUACCUUACAAAGUCACGGAUUCAGUUUAGAUCAAGCAGAAACUAUAACAGAUUGUCUGACAGAGAUUCUUACAAGUGGAGCUUCUGGGAUGUCAAGAUACAUGGUUUCUAGAAACGAGCUUGCCCAACUUGAAAUAAGAAUGAGUGCAACAGUUGAAGCAUUGAGAAAAGAUAUGGUGAUUUUGGAAAAGAGUGAGUUCCUUAUGUUGAAACAAGAGAAUGAAAACAUGAAAGCUGAAUUAACCCAGUUAAGCAGAUUACUUAAAGAUGAGCUGUUGAAACUACGAUCCGGGUUGACCUUGGAUUUGAGCUUAGAGAAAGGAAGAGCGAGAGAGGAAUCGUCCUUUCAUGAACAGAAAAUAAAGGAUACUAAUAACAGGAUAGAAACUGAAAUUGCCAAAGUAAGGAUGGAAAUGGAAGCACAAAAGCUUGAUUUGAUUAAAUAUCUUGUAGGAAGUUUUCUUUCAAUUGUAACUGUAAUGAUAGGUUGGUGGAGGUUUGUAAAGGGUUAAUUCAUAAAUUAUUUGUACCAUAAAGCAGGGUGACUUUGGUCCACUUUGGUGAACUUUCUGUUAAUAUACAAUUAUUUAAGCCCUAAAACAGGCUUUUUGGGAAAAGUGUGCAGUCACAAAGUGGCAUGCCCUGACUCUUACCAGCUUUCAAAGCAUUGUCACGCAUGUAAAAUAAAGUGAUGGUUCACAGUCUUUAACUUUAAAUAGUACCCCGUGUUCCCUUCUCUCAAGGGGAUGAAGCAAGGGGCAGUCACAGAUGACAAAGAAAACAAGGACCUUGGCAUCUUCAACUGAAUGCUCAUGUUUUAGCAGUUCUCAAUUUUACUCUGUCCAAGACAAUUCUGUUUGCCUCUACUAUAAUCAAACUGCAGCUUUCUUUGAUGUUUCCUCACUGUGCUCUAUUAUAAUUCUAGUUCGCAAAGGAACAAUUUAUGCUAACACCUUGCCCAAGUGUGCUCUCCACAGAUAUGGCAAGCCUUUUUCUUAUACCAACCACCAUUGGAUCAUUAUUUGUCAACCUUAACCACUAUCCGCACAGGCCAAAAUAUUACACCCCUUCAUUUGUUUUCAUAAGGAACUUUUUAUGAUCAGCUUGUUUAGGUUUUCUUACAAGCGUCAAUCCUCGUAGUUGAUGUUUUUGGCCCUUCUAAAGAAGUAGCAUAUCUUCAAAUGUGGAUAUUAAGGUGUCCAGUUUCUUUGCAGAAUUCAAAGGACACAUUCCACCACAUGCCUAGAUUGAUUCAUGUGUUAUGACCUGGCAGAAACGAACAACAGAAAUAGAUGUGUCUUUAGUGCAAAUAUCAAUUCUCUAAUCACUGAGCAAUCACUCUUUUCCCAUUUAUUGGUUAACAUGCAUGACAUGUCAUCACAUGAAGAGUGCAAGAAAGACGUCAUUAAUUAGCAUUGCCUAAUGCCACCAUUAGAAAAGCCAUGAUUCUACGGAUGUGCCUUCGAACAUGACAUCACAUGCACACUGUCAGUUCUCUACGUUACACGUGUGUGUUAUGCAUUGCACAUUUUUCCCAUGAAAGCCUGUAGAAAUGUCUGAUAUUGAUCCUGUAUGAUUGCUUUACAGGCCCAAGCAAUGGUUUUGUUACCCUGUGAGUUUUUAACAAAUUGUUUUAAUAUUGAGAAGGUUGUCAAAGUCGCCACGAUUUAAAGUCACCCUGAAAUUCACAGUAAACCUUGUUAAUUGUAGAUAGUUAAAUACAUUACCUCAAAAAACCUCUUGAUGUGGGGGCAAAUGCUGGUAGACAAAACCUGAGGGGGGCAAGGAUUUGUAAAUCAAAAGAUUUGCUAAUUUCAUCGUUGUUUGAAGAUAGAGCAACUCUUUCAUUUUCACAGCUAAUUAUCAAUUUGACAGUGAAAAUGACUAGGUCAUUCAACUUACUCAGGAGGUCUUUUGGGUUAAUUUUUGAUAACAAAAUGCAUUUAGAUUUUUAGAUUUAUCAUUUUUAAUGAGUUUUUCAUGUUUAUAUUUUAUUGGGUGAAUUUGCAAACACAUGGGUUUGACAUUGCCAUGGCAACCUUGUAUGACAUUGCCACGACAAUCUGGUUGGUUUGAUUAAAGUAGGAACCCUCUUGAGUAUUGAUUUAUUAAUUAAUUAAUGGAAGUAUCUUUGCUUUGCAAUUAAAGAAAGAUAGAGAUGUCAAAUUUUUGCUGUGUGGGGUUGUUUCCCCCCCCCCAAUUAAUAUAUCAAGCCUAGAAAUAAAUAAAAUUAUUCCAAUUUACAUUUCAGCACCCUCCCUUCUUUCUAAACCCUGAAAAGUUCUCAUAUAGAAAAAAUAAACCCUGGUAGAAUUUUACAAUUUUCUUUCAAGCAUUCAUUCAGGCUUGGAUAUAUCCUCUUCUUCAGGUAAUUAGCAAUAGAAAUUAGAAAACUACCCCCCCCCCUCCAAUUUUCAAAUCCUAACAACCCCCAUGGCUUGCACUAUCUGUAAAUAUUAUACUUUAAUUGUUGAGGAAAUUUUGAAUGAGUUCCCAACACAAAUGCAAUGCAGUCAGUGUAUACAUUUUCCUUAAAAUACAACAUCAGUAUAAAUGCAAUUGUAUAUACAAAUUGUUACAUUUUGGAAUGUGUAUUUAUUUUUUAAUCUAGAUCAUUGUAUUUGAAAUAUUAUAUUGUUAAUACAAUGUUAGUUAUUAAA